CUGUCAUUUGUCAAACGAGACUUAUCGGAAGUGAUGUAUCGUGUGCAACAAAAAUCGCCAUUAUCAGCGUGAAUACAAAAGCCAGCAGUCGAGUGUUUUGAUUCGUUUUUUUCGUUUUAAUUAUGUUUAUAAGUGCCAUAGAGGCAGUGAAUUCAGAUUCGAGUACAGACAGUAACAGUAAUAGUGAAGCCAUGCCUGCUAUAUUAAGUACAAGUAAUUCAAGUAUGUUAAGUAGUAAGCGUUCCGCGUGCAGCGCCAGCGAGGCCGAUUGCUACAACAUGUCUCUGGGCGCCGGGCCUCUGUGGUGGUCCGAUGCCCCUGGGGAGACCAGGGGCCCGUCGCCGUUGCGACUAACUUUCCGCACUGCCCGUCAGCCCUGGGACGCCGUCUUGCGGGGACAGUCGCUCUACAUCGCGCUGCCGCCCCACGUCUUGCCUGAGGGCUCGAGGGAGGCCUUCGUCGCACUGCUGGAGGCGGCCGAGGAACAGCUCAAGUGCCAGAACGUGAUCGUCGUGUUCGAAACUGACCGCGCUGACCGCGCCAUGCUCGUCCGGACCUUCAUGUUCUUGGGCUUCGCCGUCCUGUCGCCCACCUCCCCGCUCGUGCCGCCGCCGCUGUCCUCAGGCCACGUGUGCAUGCUAUACAAUAUCGAGUGAUCGACCCCCAGAGAAGCCUCGGGCCUCUCAGGUUUGUCCACGGAUUCGUCUUAGUUAUUUGCAUGGAUUUCGUUUUUAAGUAGUUUGGGCUAUAUAGAUUAGAAUAGGGUUAGGAAAAUUGUUAAGUACAAAGAAGAAAACGAAAAAAUGAUUUUACACAACGGUCAGACUCGGCUAGGGUUGAAUAAACAAUUUUCCUAACCCGAUCUGAGUGUGAUACGUUGUGUAAAGGCAUAUUUUUGUUCGUUCGUUGAGUUAUAGACGUGGAUAAACAUGAGAGGUAACAGUUAAGAAGAAUUUGCUGUAUUGGUAGUGCGGAAUAUUAUAUGCCCCUAAAGGAAAAAUUAGAAAACAAAAAAAAAAUACAAAAUUUCAUAAAAUACAAAAACAAAUGUAACUCAGUAAUUUUAGGUUAUUAUCGUUAAGCUUAAUUGUCUUUACAAUAUAAGACGAUAUUCUAGAAAAAUAUAGAAUAUCGUGUUGGUGUAAAGGCAAUUGAGCACACUUACAAUAAUACGUAGAGGUAUUGUUGUAACUGUGCUUAAUUAAGUAUUUUGUCAAUUUUGUAUUCAUUCCUUUAUUUUGUUUAGUUCACGAUAAGUACGUAAUUACUUAUGUCUUAAUAAAAUUACAUUUACUUUA
Messenger RNA from Zophobas morio, 1298 nucleotides. It is a transcript of the gene Oda, whose product is annotated as ornithine decarboxylase antizyme 2. Gene Ontology annotation, cellular component: cytoplasm; nucleus. Lineage: Eukaryota; Metazoa; Arthropoda; Insecta; Coleoptera; Tenebrionidae. Gene Ontology annotation, biological process: positive regulation of protein catabolic process. The record is from RefSeq and is a predicted model, not a curated record. Gene Ontology annotation, molecular function: ornithine decarboxylase inhibitor activity.